AUGACUCAGAUUGGACUGUUCAUCGCAGAUCUUCACCCGACUGCUCCUGGUGACGAAGAACCGGCCAAUGCAGAGCCCAAUGCACUGCCACCAGAGACGGAGCCAUCUGCAUCUGGGCCUAAGCUCAAACUUUCCAGUAGCGAUAUAAAUCCGCCGGGGAUCCAGCGACAUGUGGUGGAACACAUUAUGAAGAACGAGGAGGGAGUAGUAUAUCAGCGGCUCAGAGCAUUCUCAGGACGACUGCCCAGACCUAACCAUGAGUCUGACUAUGAGACCUGGAGGACAGGCGUGGACCUGAUGAUGAGCGAUCCAUCUGUGUCAGAUCUCCAGCGCUCCAGGAGGAUAGUGGAGAGUCUUCUUCCUCCCGCAGCAGAUGUGGUGAAGCACCUGAGGUUUGAUACAAUGCCUGCAGAGUAUUUGGAUACUCUUGAUUCUGCAUACGGAACUGUUCAGGACGGAGACGAACUGUUUGCUAAAUUCAUGGACACGGUUCAGGAUGCUGGUGAGAAGGCUUCUGCUUAUCUCCAACGGCUCCAGGUUGCCCUGAACUCUGCUUUGAAGAGGGGAGGAGUCAUCGAGUCUGAUAUAAACCGACAUUUGUUAAACCAGUUCUGUCGAGGAUGCUGGGAUAACACCCUGAUAGCUGAGCUCCAGCUUAAGCAGAAGAAGACUCAACCACCUCCUUUCGCACAGUUGCUACUCCUGUUACGCACAGAAGAGGAUCGGGAAGCUGCUAAAACUGUGCGGAUGAAGCAACAUCUUGGGCCUGCACGCCAGAAAUGCUGA
Messenger RNA from Periophthalmus magnuspinnatus, 786 nucleotides. Its product is annotated as paraneoplastic antigen Ma1 homolog. NCBI's taxonomy places the organism in Eukaryota, Metazoa, Chordata, Actinopteri, Gobiiformes, Gobiidae. The transcript has a single exon. The record is from RefSeq and is a predicted model, not a curated record. The coding region runs from base 1 to 786 and encodes 261 amino acids.